Messenger RNA from Sipha flava (yellow sugarcane aphid), 693 nucleotides. RefSeq lists its product as uncharacterized. The coding region runs from base 153 to 626 and encodes 157 amino acids. The record is from RefSeq and is a predicted model, not a curated record. Lineage: Eukaryota; Metazoa; Arthropoda; Insecta; Hemiptera; Aphididae. The transcript is spliced from 2 exons.
CGCGUACGCACACUCGCUAACCCACAUAUCCGUCUUUGGCUCGCAAUUAACAGUAGUGUUCUGCUGCAUCUCAGACGUACAUAUCGUGUGUUCGAUCAAUCGAAUUUUAUUUUUUUAAACCGUACCAUCAACUCCUACACCACUGUUUCGAAAUGGCAAAAAUCGCGAUCAAAGCCCUAGUCGUCAUGACACUCGUAUGUCUAGUUUUCGACCUGGCCGCAUCCGACGACAGUGUUCAGCACCAGGUCGCCGACGCGUUGCCGGACAUCAAGGAUACGGUGUCGGACAUCAAGGAAACGGUGCAGACAACGGCUGCGCCAAGCUCGUUCAAGGAAAAGUUCAAGGGGUUCGUGACCAGCGUCAAGGAGGGCGCGUCUGACGCGUAUGAGUCGGUGUCGGACUCCGUGUCCGGGGCCACGCACAAGCUGGAUGAGAAGCGCAAGGAGGUGGUGGCCGGCACCAAGAGCAUAGUGAACGGUGCCAUCACCAAGAUCAAGAACUCGUUCAGCAAGUCUCAUUCGGCCGAAGACGAGCCCAGGGACCCGGAAUCCUCGGAGGAGCAUCAGAAAAAACCGGUCCAAACGAUCGUGGACGAGGUUCCGGCCAAAAAUAUAACACCGAAAUAGACGUCGUUCCGGUCCGAACUAUUUAAUUUUAAGAUUCAUUUUCCGUUUUUUAACGCAUGUCACGCGU